Molecule: messenger RNA, 1996 nt
Organism: Tripterygium wilfordii
Lineage: Eukaryota; Viridiplantae; Streptophyta; Magnoliopsida; Celastrales; Celastraceae
Product: aspartate aminotransferase, chloroplastic-like
Exons: 12
Coding region: 257-1633 (458 amino acids)
Biological process (GO): amino acid metabolic process; biosynthetic process
Molecular function (GO): pyridoxal phosphate binding; transaminase activity
Source: RefSeq, a predicted model, not a curated record
UUUACGGGUCUGCAAUGGCGAAUGUGACCUUGUACGUGCAACAAUAUUACACAUAGAACACACAGAAAGAAAGAAGCUCCGCCUCGGCUGAAAUCCACGAGGGACCAGCACGAUCUCCCACUUUUCGUGUCCAUCGCCACUUGCCACUUCUUUCUCUAUUUCUCCACAGGCGAGCUAUUGAUCCAAUAGUUUUCGGAAAGUUCAACGAGCUCUCGACUUCCAAUUUCGUUGACAAAUCGAUUUGAUUGAUUCGGAGAUGGCUUCAGCAAUGCUUUCUACUGCUUCUGCUGCUCCCUCUGCUUCCAUAUCUAUGAAUAACGCUCUCAAGGCGAAGGUGAAGCUUGGAAUUGGCAGUCUGAACUCCUGCUUUCCCAACACGAAGUCUUUUGGACGGAUAUCUAUGACCGUUGCAGUCAAUGUUUCUCGUUUUGAGGGCAUUACAAUGGCUCCUCCUGAUCCAAUUCUUGGAGUUUCGGAAGCUUUUAAGGCAGACAAUGAUGAAACAAAGCUCAACCUUGGAGUUGGGGCCUACCGGACUGAAGAACUUCAGCCAUAUGUGCUCAAUGUUGUGAAGAAGGCUGAGAAGCUUAUGCUGGAGAAGGGAGAGAACAAAGAGUAUCUCCCAAUUGAAGGUCUAGCAGCAUUUAAUAAGGUUACAGCAGAAUUAUUAUUUGGAGCUGACGGCCCUGUGAUUAAGCAACAAAAAGUUGCAACAGUUCAGGGUCUUUCAGGAACUGGUUCCCUUCGGCUGGCUGCAGCUCUUAUUGAGCGGUAUUUUCCUGGAGCAAAAGUUCUAAUAUCAUCUCCAUCAUGGGGUAACCAUAAGAAUAUCUUUAAUGAUGCUAGAGUUCCAUGGUCUGAAUACCGAUAUUAUGAUCCAAAAACAGUUGGUUUGGAUUUUGAAGGAAUGAUUGCAGACAUAAAGGCAGCACCUGAAGGAUCUUUUAUCCUACUUCAUGGCUGUGCCCAUAACCCUACCGGAAUUGAUCCAACACCUGAACACUGGGAAAAAAUUGCCGAUGUCAUUCAAGAGAAGAAUCAUAUUCCAUUUUUUGAUGUUGCAUACCAGGGAUUUGCUAGUGGAAGCCUUGAUGCCGAUGCAGCAUCUGUGAGGUUAUUUGCUGAACGUGGUAUGGAGCUUCUGGUUGCUCAGUCAUACAGCAAAAAUCUGGGCCUUUAUGCUGAAAGAAUUGGAGCAAUCAAUGUUGUAUGCUCUUCAGCAGAUACUGCGGCCAGGGUUAAAAGCCAACUGAAAAGGCUUGCUCGUCCAAUGUACUCAAAUCCUCCUAUCCAUGGGGCCAGAAUUGUUGCCAAUGUUGUCGGAGAUCCUACUCUCUUCAAUGAAUGGAAGGCGGAGAUGGAAAUGAUGGCUGGAAGGAUAAAGAACGUGAGACAGAAGCUAUAUGAUAGCCUCACUGCAAAGGAUAAUAGUGGAAAGGAUUGGUCUUUUAUACUUGAGCAGAUUGGCAUGUUCUCAUUUACAGGGUUGAGCAAAUCUCAGAGCGAUAACAUGACAAACAAGUGGCAUGUCUACAUGACCAAGGAUGGAAGGAUUUCAUUGGCUGGAUUGUCUUUGGCCAAGUGUGAAUACCUUGCAGAUGCCAUCAUUGAUUCAUAUCACAACGUUAGUUGAAUGUUUCGGGUUGUCAGGUGAGUUGUUUAUGAAAAAAUUGUUAAGAGGAAGUUCUGUUGACGGCUGCUGAAUAUAAUUUUAGCAAAACUUGUGAUUAUGUACGUCUUCUGACUGACAAUAAUCCCUGCCUGUAGUGGAGAGUUUUGAUUGAUUUGAGGCAACUUCAUAGACGAAGUUUUCUUUCUUGAAUAAAUGCGGCCACGCUUUUUAGUUUUGUCUUUCAUAGUAUUUUGUUGCGUGGAAAUUGUACACGCCCUGACUUCUGUCUUGGCUUGGAUUGUACUGUACACCUAGACUGGGCUAUAAAGCCCAUAUUCUUGACUCCAUUGGUCUGCUCUCGGCUAUAGAGCCCAUAUUGAGGGA